Molecule: messenger RNA, 1401 nt
Organism: Verticillium alfalfae VaMs.102
Lineage: Eukaryota; Fungi; Ascomycota; Sordariomycetes; Glomerellales; Plectosphaerellaceae
Product: Mcg1p
Exons: 3
Coding region: 1-1401 (466 amino acids)
Molecular function (GO): protein binding
Source: RefSeq, a predicted model, not a curated record
AUGAAGUCCCAAUUGCUAUUCCCCUUUUACGUUGUCACCUCACAAGCAGUACGAGAGUCGAUAUCGAACAAACCUGAUGCGGCCAGUGGCGUGUGUCUCUCUUCACAGCUCCUCGCCGCCCAUGAGCCUCUUCCAAUCUGCACAACACGCCAUGCCACCGUCGCUUCAGACAAGCAGCAAUUAUCGUCUGAAAAGGUACUUGGAGGCGCCGAAGAUGCUGGCUCCAACCCCUGGUCGCAAACCCCGACCAACUGCUAUCAUAAUUCAACCUUGAACUCCGACUUUUGCGUCUAUACCUCUUCCCGCGUUGCCAAUGGCAAAGGCACGGCCAUAAUCACAGACAACCUGCGCGCCGCGACUCUCGCCCACGCCGUGGCCCUCCUCGCCGACGCGACCGACGACCCUCUCGUCCACGCGGGCUCCCACAAGCCCAUCAAUGUCCAGAACGCAAAGUACAAAAUCGUGCCCAUCCCUGGCAAGGAUCUCGGCGCCGUGGCUACGGAGCGCAUCGUCCGCGGCGAGAUUAUCCUCCAGGAGACCGUUUCACUGCUCAUCGAUUACGCCGCCUUUGGAGCCGUGCCGCGGGACGAGAUGCGCAGACUGCAGGGUGACGCCAUCCGGGGGCUGCCGACGCGGCAUCGCGAUCGGUUCAUGGAGAUGUCGCCCGGCGUGCAUGGCGGAGACGUCGGGUUCGACGAGCUCGUGGAGCGCGUCAUGGCGACGAAUUCGUUCGAUGUCGAUACGGACGACGGUGUUCGCGACGAUGAGUUCUUCGCCGCCUUUCUUGAGACCGCGCGGAUGAAUCACGACUGCCGCCCCAACGUCGACUACCGCUUCGACCCCUCCACGCUGACCCAGCGCACCACGGCCAUUCGCGACAUUCUGCCAGGCGAGGAGCUCACCCUCUCCUACAUCGAGCCCGCGACGCCCGCCGCGCUCCGCCUCCGCGCAAACUGGGGCUUCGACUGCACGUGUCCGGUCUGCACGCUCCCCCACCCGCACACCGUGGCCUCGGACGAGCGCAUCGCGCAAAUGGCGUCCCUGCGCGCCGAGCUCGCCGACUACCGGGCGUCGUCGCGCGCGACCCCGGCCAUGGCUGAGUUGCUCGUCAGCCUCUACGAGCAGGAGCGCGUCUGGGGCACCCUGGCCGAGGGGUAUACGCUCGCGGCCAUUGAGUGGAACGGCGUCGGGGACGCAUGGGCGGCGACGCGGUACGCCAGGCUGGCCAUCGAGCACGGCAUCGCGAGCCAGUGGGAGGGGCACGGGGAUGUGGUGCAGAUGAAGAUGCUAGCCGAGGAUCCCUGGGGCCACUGGAGCUGGAUGCUGAGAACGAGGAAGAGGAUGGGGUGGGGCCAAGGGAGAGCCGACGAGGGAGAUGACGAGGAGAGCGAUGAAGAGUGA